This is a messenger RNA of Ctenocephalides felis (cat flea), 3527 nucleotides long. Its product is annotated as dentin sialophosphoprotein-like. Lineage: Eukaryota; Metazoa; Arthropoda; Insecta; Siphonaptera; Pulicidae. The record is from RefSeq and is a predicted model, not a curated record. Bases 1 to 3138 code for a protein of 1045 amino acids. The transcript has 4 exons.
AUGCAAAUCACAACACAAACAAACUAUGAAAACAAGAUUGAAUCAACAAUAAAAUCAAAUAGUGUGAAGCCUAUUGCACCAGCAGUGCCAAAAAAUUUAUUGGUACCCCAGUGUUCCACAGACGAUAAUAAGAAAAUUGAAAUAAGUGCAUCAAAAUCUAUUGAUGUUGUUGAGCGAGAUACACCAGAUUUAACAACUGUGCAAAUAAAACAAAGAACUAGUCUUUCAACACCAAGGAGAACAAAAUCUCAUGUUCGAGUUCUCGAUUUUAAUACACCUCCAAAAAUGAAUUACAGUAGAAAAGCUGCAACAUCUCCUAAAUCUGGAUUUGUACGGAUUAGUCCCAAAACUGUCCAAAAAGCUACAAAAAGUAAUGAUGUCAAAGAGCCAAUAAGAUCUGCUCUAUUUCGAUCUCCAAAAAGCAAAUGCACUUUUAUAUUAGAGGAACCAGAAGAAACUGAACAAGUAAACAUUUCAUUGAAAAGUAAUAAAAUUUCUCGUUCACCAGCAAUUAAGUUAAAUGGUGCUUGGGAUUCAGUGCAAGGAUUAGAUCUAAUUGUUGGUAGAAGUAAACAAACACAAAAAAAUGCAGACCAUUCAUUAGAAACCUCACAAAGUAGUACAUUAAAAUCAGAAUGUGAAUCGAAUGAAUCAGAGCUUGCUAGUAAAUUCAGCAUGAAUAGUGAUUCUACAAUCACAUCUAAAGAUAAAGAUGUAAAAGCUGCACACAAAGAUACUAGAGACAAUGAAAAAUAUCAAUAUAAAUCUACAAUAUUCAAAAAGAAGAAUAUUAAGCCACAAACUACUCAAAAAAAUAAAUGGGACAGUGAUUUAAGAUCAAUGGUUCUGCAAACUCCAGCAACAGUUCGCUGCACAAGGCUAAUGAGAAAUGAAAGCAAUCAUGAAGAAAAACAGGAAAUUAAGCAAAUUGCAGUAGAGGCAAAACAUGAAUCGGAAAAUCUAAUUAAGAAUUCUAGUGGUGAAAACAAUAAGUUUGAAAGUAAUAUAUUAUUUAAAAAUAUAGAAAAGGUGCAAGAAAAUACCACUAUCAAAUCCGUAGAAAAAAAUAACGAUGUUUUUCAAUUGAAUGAUCGUGGAUCUGAUAUAAUCAAGGGACUAGACUUAAAAUCUACAACUAAGAGCAAAGAAGAAAUACCCAAAAACAAUACUGAUUUCAUCAACAUUCAAGAUGAAUCAGCAGUUUUUAUGACCAAUGACAACAUAACAGAAGUAAAGCUGAGUGAUAAAGAUCAACUUACUGGAAAUUCAACAAAUCAAAUUAAUUCAAAAACUGCUACCUCUGGUUUUAUUAAUUAUGAAGAUAUGGAUAACAGUAGGCAAAGAUGUGAAUUAAAACCCAUCAAUUCUGAUCAAAAUUCUAGUGAUGCUAUUCAUUUAUUAGAAACUCCUUUCAAGUUGAUAGAUGGAUUAGUUCCCAAAACACCACGAUUUGUAAAUAUAUCACAAGUAGAAGAUACACCUAUUUCUAAAAUAAAACAUAAUACUGAUAAUAAUUCGUUAGCAAAAUGUGGGAUACCAACACCUAAUUUUCCUCUUACACCAUCUGCAUCAGCAUCUUCAACCCCGGAUGUUAAGAAUUUAGAUCAAGAAAAAGAGGCAAAUGAGAAGAAUGGUUUGAAUUCUUAUUAUAAACCAGAUCAAUCAAAUGAGGUGAAUACCCACAAACAGAAAGUGAAUAAUGAAUCGGCUGUAGUGCCUGAGUCAACAAAAACUGCUGAUGAAAAGAUUCAUGAUACAACGAACAAUGAUAGUGAUGAUAUGGAUAUUUCAACUAAUAGUAGCUCAAGCAGCAGUAGCAGUUCUAGUUCUGAUAGUGACAGCUCUUCAAAUACUUCAAAUAGCUCUGAAGAUUCCAUUUUAAGCAUUGCUAGCGAAGUUCAAUCCAAUCAGAUUGAAGCUCCAGUAAAUAAGAAAGAUAACCAGCUACCACAAAAGGCUUCAGAAAUAAAAUCUUCUCAAGCUCAAAAUGAAAGCUCAAAUAUACAGCAUUUUAUUGAAAAACAAACAUCUCCUCCUCAAAUUACUGCUCCAACAAAUUACAGCAAAGCGAAUGAGAAAUUAUUACAAGAAUUAGAUGAAAAACGAUUAAGAAUUUUGAAUAAAGUAAAAGCUGAUUUAGCUUUGAAAAAUACUAGGCCUAUUAAAAAUAAAACCAAACUUGGUAACAUUAGAAAAGCAAACAAUGCAAUUCCUGCAAAGCCAAAAAUCAAAAUUAAUGUUACACGUGAUAAUGGUGGCAAAUUUUCAAGCAAAACUAAAUUGGAUAAUCCACGUACUUCAAGUAAUAAAAAUCGUAGAAAAUCAGAUUCUCCCAGAAAAAGAUGCUUGCCAGAAAAUAAACCCCCUAAUUUAGAUACUAAUAAUUUGAACAAAAAUGAAAAGCAUUGCAAAUUAGAGGAAAACCUUGAUACUUCUUUCCCAAUCUUACAUAUAAGUGAUGAUGAAUCUGAAUGUGGUAAUCUUGAUUACAUUCAAAAGAAGAAAGAUAUUUAUGAAAAAUCAACUAAGACAUCCAAUGAUUCUGAUAACACUAAGGAAAUUCCGAUUGUAGAAAAUGAUACUCCAAAGCAAGAAACUGUUGAAUCUAUUAAAAUCAAAGAAAACAAUUUAAAGCCUUUGGAUGAGCCUGUAGUGUCUAAACCUGAAGACCAGAAAAAUUCAGAAAAUGUGAGCAUCACAGUUGACUCUUCACCAAUUAUUGAUGGAAAAAUAAUUAAUAAAGAAGUAUCAGAAAAAGAAACUGUAGAAAAUAAAAAUAAAGAUUCAAAUGCAGAUGUGGAAUUAAAAGAGGACGCCUCAUCUAAUAAUAAGGAAGAUAGUUCCGAUGAUGAAUGUUCAUUUGAAUUCAGUGUGCUUGAAAAUACUGUAUAUGAAGAAUGUUUUGAAGAUGAUAAUUUACGGAAAAAUAACCAGAUGGAAAAGAAUGAUGGUUUUGAUAUUAAUAAUUUCAGAGUAAAUGUAGGAGAUGAAGGAGUUUUGACCAUAACCCCUUUAGUCAUGCUUUUGGAUAUUCCACCAGCAACAUCAAAAAAAUUGAUAGAAAAAGUGCAAAAAAGUGCAACAGAGACAAAACAGAAAGAGAUCAAUCAUAAAAAGCGAAAAGAAAAACUCCUUUAAAUAUACUUUUUGAAACAACAGUACCAAAAGAUCAGGGAGAAUCAAAACAUAGUUCCUCACAAGAAAAAAUUGAAAUCAGGACGACACCUUGUGCUAAUUUAUAUGAGGAUAGUCCUAUAAAGGGCAGAUAUGAACAAAAAAAGGAAACAAAAAAAGCAGAGAAGAGCAAUGAGAGUUCAAAAAGAUCCAGAGAUGAUGAUCAUAAAUCAGCUUCCAAGAAAACAAAUCAUAAAGAAAGAAUUAGACAUGAAACCAGCUCUUCAAGAGAUGAAAAGCAUUCUAAAAGAAAACGGACUGAUGAGGCUGACAAAGUUCAUCAUAAAAGGCCAAAACCCUGUAAUCCACAAUUGAUCAAAGAUUUUGAUGUAGAUAAAGUACUUGAUGUUAUU